Humulus lupulus (European hop) is the source of this 783-nucleotide messenger RNA. Its product is annotated as LOB domain-containing protein 2. The record is from RefSeq and is a predicted model, not a curated record. Lineage: Eukaryota; Viridiplantae; Streptophyta; Magnoliopsida; Rosales; Cannabaceae. The transcript is spliced from 2 exons. The coding region runs from base 1 to 783 and encodes 260 amino acids.
AUGCAAAGAAAUGUAACAACUACAACUAGUGCUGGGGCCACAGCAGCAGCUCAACCAGCCUGCGCAGCUUGCAAGCAUCAGAGGAAAAAAUGCCACGAAGGCUGCAUAUUGGCGCCUUAUUUCCCGGCCGAAAGGAGCCGAGAAUUCCAAGCCGUGCACAAAGUUUUUGGUGUAAGCAAUGUGACAAAGAUGGUCAAAAACGUAGUCGCCGACGAGGAUCGGCGAAAAGCUGUGGAUUCUUUGGUGUGGGAAGCUUGUUGUAGGCAAAAGGACCCGGUUUUGGGGCCUUAUGCUGAGUACAGAAAGGUCUAUGAUGAACUUAAGAUAUACAAAAGCCAUGAAAUAAACCAAAGAACAACUGCCUCAGCUUAUAAGUCUUUAUCUGGUUUGGUAGGUUGGAAUAGUACUAGUAGUGGUGUUAGUACUAAUGGGAACAAUAACAUUAAUGGUCAAAAUGGAAUGGUUAAUGGUAUUGUUAAUAGUAGUAACUCUUUGAGUUAUAAUUUUCAUGACAAUGGGAAUGUUAUUGUGGAUCAAAGCCCAUUUAGUUGUUACUCCUCCUCAAAUUAUGGUCAAAGUAAUCCAGAGAAAAUAAGGCAGAUGGAGAAGAAUGCUAGUACUACUACUGCUGCUACUGUUGACUCUGUUGUUCCAGUAGUACUACAGCAACACCAGCAACAAUACUCCAUCGGUGGUUUUAAUCAACAGUACUAUCUCUCCGGACAAUUCAAUCAAGUGAAUACCAAGACAAUUGAAAGCACAAUAUGGGAAGGUGGAUCUUGA